AUUUUUUUAGAUUUAAUCUUAACUACUCUAGUUAAUACUUUUGAAUUCUUCAAUAUUAUCUGCUGUCUUGCUUAAGGGACAAUUUUCCUGGACAGAAUAGAUUGAACGACUGGACAGCAAUGGUUUGCGAUAAAUGUCAGAAAAAACUGGGAACAGUGGCGACACCUGAUCCAUGGAAAACGGGAGCCAAGAAUACAAACGAGGGGGGACGUAAGAUCAAUGAAAACAAAGCUUUGACUGGGACGAAGAAUCGAUACAAUCCAUACAGCAGCGGAAAGUUUAAAAAAUGUCGGAUAUGCAAAUUACAAGUUCAUCAAGUUGGCUCUAAUUUUUGUCAAGGUUGCGCUUAUAAGAAAGGAAUUUGUGCAAUGUGCGGAAAGAAGAUUCUCGACACAAAAAAUUAUCGACAGUCUUCAACGUAACUGAGAAUGGACAGAAUCGCACAACUUGUAAAUCCAUUACUGAAUGGCAUAAUAUCAGCAGGCGGGACGUUCAAAGUUGAAUAUUUUACAAAUUUGUAAAAUUUGCUGAAAGCAAGGUCUCCAGGAAAUGGAGGAGACUCUUCUGAUGAACUAACUGGGCCAGCUAAUUUAAAUAUUUUACGAAUUUGCGCUAAGUGAGGUCAUUCAGAAAUUAAGGAGACCGAUCCUUGGACCAAUUUACAGACAAAGGUGCUCCAGUAGUAUGUUCACCAAGAAGACCUGAACUUAGUAUGUGUACCAAGUUAGGGUUAUCAGGUUGUGCGCCAUGUUGGUUGUUCACCAAGAAGACCUGAACCUAGUAUGUGUACCAAGUUAGGGUUAUCAGGUUGUGCGCCAUGUUGGUGCACAUACUACGGAAGCGCCAAGAAAAAACUACAAAAGCAUAGAAGAAGGAUAAGUAGUUAGUCUCGCAGAAACCAAAUAAUCAACAAAACUAUUGUGUUGUCAAAUUUGAAUAUUUAACACUUUUUUUCUUAAACAAAUUGGCUCAAAGUUAGGUCACUCAGAAAUUAAGGAGACUUAUCUUUGUAUGAAGUUCUACUAAUGUGGACAAAUCUGAAUAUUUAACAUUUUUAUUUUCAAUUUGUUCAAAGCAAUGUCACUGAUAAAUAGAAGAGACUCCUCUCUGAGCGAAGUUACACUCGACCACUAACUGGGCAAAUUUGAAUAUUUUAAAAAUCUUCAGGUUAUUCAGGAAUUAAUGAGACAUAUUUCUGUAAGGAGUUAAACGAUUUUAUGACUGAAUGCAGCUGGGCUUCUUGUUGAUUUAAUAUGCCAGAGGAUUGCUGGACUUCUCGCCGUCGUAGGGUGGUUCACGUAAUUGCUGGCGGAAUAAUUGCCAAGUUGGAAUAGCUAAUUUGGGAGAAUUUGAAUAUUUCAAGACUUUUUUAAUUAAGUAA
This is a messenger RNA of Styela clava, 1381 nucleotides long. RefSeq names its product cysteine-rich PDZ-binding protein-like. Gene Ontology annotation, biological process: cytoplasmic microtubule organization. Gene Ontology annotation, cellular component: dendrite. Gene Ontology annotation, molecular function: PDZ domain binding; microtubule binding. The record is from RefSeq and is a predicted model, not a curated record. Lineage: Eukaryota; Metazoa; Chordata; Ascidiacea; Stolidobranchia; Styelidae.